This is a messenger RNA of Acaulospora colombiana, 1131 nucleotides long. The record is from the annotation of a GenBank genome assembly. Lineage: Eukaryota; Fungi; Glomeromycota; Glomeromycetes; Diversisporales; Acaulosporaceae.
AUGGACUCCCGCAAAAGGAAGCGAGAACAAUACGGAGAAAGCUCAAAUUCUACGAAAAGAGUGCAUCUCAGUCUCUUAAAGCGAUAUCAACGAGUCCGAGACAUCCCUGAAAUCCUUUCAGAUGGAGCCAACUUGGAGACAGGCCAUUUCUGUGGUACUCUCCAGGCUGUCGAAUUUGAGAACCAAAUAUCUACCUUGAGGAUACAGGAUCGCUCUAGAAUGGUUCUCAUAUGCGAUAUCCUUACCAAGUCGCCUAUCUACUCGUUGAACAUGAAAAUUCAGAAACAGAUACAAGUCGCAGUUCGCAAUCCAAAAAAAAUACCUAUGAAAGAGCAUAAAGCGUCACAAUAUGAUCAAAAACUUCAGUUUGAUGAAUAUCAAUUCCUUUUAGGCGGUGAGCUCUUUGAGGACACGAAAGGUGAACCAAGGCUCCCAACACCGAAUUCGAGUGAAUCCGAGCCUAGUGCCCCAGAAAUCCCUCAGCACGACGAACAUAUUACUCGUUCCCAACCAAAUCAAGCCAUUAAAGGUGGUAAUAUAGAAGCCAUCUCUACCCCUAUAUCGAAUGAAGAGUAUAAUACUAUCCUGUCCACCCCAAGACCUUCCACAUGGACACCCAUCAAGGAAACUCUUGAAUCAGAUCUACGAAACAAAAAAAUUGAUAUCGCCGGAGUACCCACAGAUUGGGGCAUGAUGGUAUUUCUUCGGGAUGAAACUUGUAGCGAUAGCGAGUCUCUUGAAGUGAAACUGUACGCAACUGAUAGAGCGCACCUUCCCCCUCUUCAAGACGAGUCUCAUCGGGGCGCUAUCCUCUUGAUUCAUGGAUUGAAGGCUAGUAUCGACAAACGAAGAAAUAAUUCGGCUGUAGGGUUCAAAGGUCAAUGGACUUACGCUUGCUAUUCCAACUCAAAUGAAGCGUUUGUUGAAUUUGGUGAUGAAGCAACUCCUGAAAUUAGGGGGCAGUAUCGUCUACUAGUUCCCGAUAACACUGCCCUGGCCGGGCUUCGUCGCCUCCACUACCUUUCUCGUAUAGGAUUUCAACAGUCAGAACAAGUUCCAUCUCAGUAUGUAGGUGGUUGUCAAUUAAUUGAGGAAUUUCGAGAUGGGGGAUUCUAUCACUGUGUUGUGGAG